This is a messenger RNA of Maudiozyma saulgeensis, 525 nucleotides long. The record is from the annotation of a GenBank genome assembly. Lineage: Eukaryota; Fungi; Ascomycota; Saccharomycetes; Saccharomycetales; Saccharomycetaceae.
AUGUUCAAACGAACUCUAAUAGCACAGUUACCAAGGGUAACCCUGAGACAAUCAUCUCGUAGAAUCCCAAUGAUGAUGAUGGCUCGUACAAGGAAUAAAUAUAUUAGUACAAAUAUUUUUAGUAGGGGAUAUGCAGAACAUAAUAUCAAUAGUACGUUUGGUAAUGAAAUUCCUGAAGAAGUUGCAAAUUUAACGUUGAAUGAUUAUCAUAAUGCAGCUGAUGAAUAUUUAGAAAAUUUAUUGACGGGGUUAGAAGAACUGAGUGAGGAUAACCCAAAUGAAUUGCCUGAUGUGGAAUUGAAUCACGGUGUAAUGACAUUAGAGAUCUCUGGUCUUGGUCCCUAUGUGAUCAAUAAACAACCACCUAACAAGCAAAUUUGGAUAGCAUCUCCAGUGUCUGGUCCAAAUAGAUUUGAUUUAUAUAAAGGACAAUGGAUAUCACUAAGAAAUGGACUUAAUUUAACGGAUUUAUUAACCAGCGAAUUACAACAAGCAAUUCCAACUGCAUCAUUAGGAGAUAUUUGA